Neltuma alba is the source of this 4544-nucleotide messenger RNA. RefSeq lists its product as uncharacterized. The transcript has 7 exons. Bases 580 to 4254 code for a protein of 1224 amino acids. The record is from RefSeq and is a predicted model, not a curated record. NCBI's taxonomy places the organism in Eukaryota, Viridiplantae, Streptophyta, Magnoliopsida, Fabales, Fabaceae.
GAAAGUUUGUGGCGCAGUCAAAUUCAUUCGCAUAUUUCGUCUUAACGGUUCAAAAGCUGUAGUCGCUGAAGUUUGAUUGUUUUGUUAUUCCCCCCUUUCUUUUUCUUUACAACUUUUAGAAUUUUCGAAAUGGCGUUUGUUUAAUUUAUUGGAUCAAAUGGAAAGGUCAGUUUAGUGAGGUUUUGGUUAAAUUAGAAGAACUCCUAUCUUUUGACUGGUAGAUAGAUAUCAAUACAUUUUGGGAGAAUCCAACUUGGGGUUUCUCCAUUCCUGCAUAUUUUUUUCUGCGAGUUGGAAUUGCAUUCGUUCCUCUUCUGCACAUGCCUUUCAAUUCUUUCAAAUUCAUUGAUUGAUGAUCAAGAAAUGAAGAGGACGGAUGCCUUAAUGAGCGUAUCAGUCAACUGCUAUCUGCACUUUAGUGGAAUAAUGGCCCUCAAGGUCGCUUGAUCUUCCUGAAAUGUGCUUGAUUAUGGAUAAUAUUUAUGGUGGUUGAGGUUCAAAUUAUUUGGGUUUAUUUACCAUUUAUUAUGUUGGAAUUGAUAAGUUGGAUCCAAAGAUUGCAAAGGUCAGGAAAGGAAGAUGCAUUGUGUCCUUGAAGACAUAAGCACUGAAAGUCCAGAAGUUUCAACGCCAGGAAAGGACUCCUUGAGGAAUCAAGAACAGCAACAGAUAUCUACAACACCUUUUAAGGAUUGUGAAGAAUCUGCUCUUUCAGGAAGCAACUCUGAUAGCGGGUGCCCCAUCCUUGCGUUCCUUACUUUUGAGCCUGAUGGAAACUGGAAAAUUGUUGCAUUACCUGGGUGGUGUCUCGGUCAUACUAAUUUAGCAUCUGGAGUAAUUAUGGAUGGCCUGCAACUUGUUCUCCCUACACCUCUUAAUAGGUCAAAAAUUGAUCAACAUAAGGGGUUAAGAGCAACCGUGCCUGACUAUGCUUAUUCACUGAAAUCAUUUCCGGGAAGAAGCAGUGCUGGAUCAAAUGUCUAUCGGCGAUGUCAAAAUAAGAUUGCAAACAGAGCUGCUAAGCUGAAUGAAAUCUCUGGGAAUUCUUGUUCCCAUCCCUUGAUCUCCAGUAAUUCCUCUGGUGUAUUUGCUGAUAGCUCUGCUGCAGUUAAUUCAUCUAAUAAAUUCAUGAGUAAUUUCAAAGCAGACAAAUCUGUGAAGAAAAAUUCUAGAAAAAAGGCAAAAAAGAAAGGUAGACAGAGCAAGAAGCAAUUGAGUGAUAGUAGCUCAACUGAACCAGAAGUUCUUUCUGAGGCAUAUGGUUGUACAGGCUUGGCUCCUGAAGCUUGUGCCAAUAAUGAUGCGGAUGAUCAGAACAUGCUGAUUUCUUACCCAAAUGGAUCAGAAUUUUUAUCUUCUAAUCAUAAAUUAAUUCAAAAUGAUUCUGAAAGGCAUGGGAUGGAUAACAGAAAUAAUCUGGCUGAGUCACCAAAAACUUGCACAUCUAGUACUGAUGAGGCGGAUAUGCCAGAAGCUACCUCAUCUGUGGUUCAGAAAUCUACUGGAGAAUCUGCCAUCCGUAACUCAAAGAAUCAACUCCCAAACAAUGCCUCGGAGUUUCCAGUGGCCGAUGGAACUACAAAGGACAUGCAACAGAAUCAUUCUGCCCUGUAUCCUGGAGAUUUGCCUGGUAUGCAAGACUCUUCGGUGUUGGAUUCAGUUUCUGUAGCUUCAAACAGUGAUGCAAGUACCAAUACUGGAGUUUUUGAAAAGAAAUCCAACAAGGCAAUUUGCAGAACCAGUUGUUCAGAACCACCUGUUUCAAAGUCGGAAGAUGGAUAUCUCGCUAGCCAAGGCUUAUUGGAUGCUGUUGGUAGUGACCUUGACCAUAAUGAGGGAAAUAGGUAUGGUGCUCAGAACUGCAGCAGUGGUGAUAAGAGAGUCAAGCAAAAGAGAACAUCCCAGAGUUGUGUCAACAAAAUUGGUGCUGGAAAUUUCCAUUGCCGUACAGGAAAAGAAAACAGCCAUUCUGUCUGGCAAAAGGUUCAAAAGAAUAAUGCCGAUGAAUGCAAUGGUGAUGCAAAAAAAGUGAAUGCAAGUUUGCCUCAGUGUGAUUCCAGUUUGAAAAAGGCUCCUUCAGUCAAUAGGAACUGCAAUUCUGAUUGUGCAAAUAGUCUAUCUAAAACAGAUACUAAGAAACACUCAAAAAGUAAAGUUAACAGGAAAUCAAAAUGGAAAAUGGAUUCAGAUUCACAAAAAGGAUACCUCAGUUAUUCAAGGAAGGGAUCCCAUUUGAACAGGUCCAUCUUUAGUGAUAAUGCAGAUGUUAGUGUUCGACUGAAUGACAUGCCACAUGUCUCAUCUCAAGAAAAUAGUCAAGAAGUAUCAGGCAGUGUCUCUGAAUCUCAUUCUGGUUUUAAUCCUCCAAAGGAUGAGCUUGAAACCAAAGGAAAUCAACAGAUAACAUCUGAAUCAGUUGACAAUGCACAAUUUCAUCUGGAGGAUUCAGAUCUACCAAAGGAUGUCUUGCAUAACACUUCAACCAUGAAGAAUCAAAAUACAGAAAAUCAGAAUAGCUCCUUGUCAACACCUUCUGAUGACAUCGACCAAUCUAGUGUGUCAGAGGAGCCGCCUCCAAUUCAUUCCCAUCUUUCAGGUCAUGAGGUUGAUCAAACAGAGAAAGAAGCUUCCUCUGCAGCUUACAAUGUGCAAAACAGCAGUUCCGGAUCUAUCCUCUGGAAAUGGAUACCAAUUGGGAAGAAGGAUACAGGGAUGGCCACAUCUGGAUCUGAUAGUUCAACCCCAGAGUGUUCUGACGAACAACUGCAUGAGAAUUCUACAUUGGAAAGAGAUAGUGAACGAAAAGAGCUCUACUUUUCAGAAAAGAAGGUUUCUCUAUUAAAUGAAAACAAUGCUGAACCAAAAGAGGUCUCCUUUUCAGAAAAACAGGUUUCUUUAUCAAAUGAAAACAGAACAUGCAUGGAUCAGAUUUCCAAUAGUUUUUCUUGUCUAGAUGAGGAUGAGAAUAAAGAACUGGGGAAUCAGGUAGCAUCUAAUAAUAUAUCAGAGCAUGAAGACAAGCAUGUAGCUGAUAAUCACUCAAUUAAUGAAUAUGAGUAUCGUGGAGCAUCAGAAAAUUAUUCGUUCAGAAUCACUCAAGCAAUAAAUGAUGCUUGUAGAUUACAAGUAGCAUGUGAAGGUGUACACAUGGCCACUGGUGGCCCAAUUGCAGAGGUUGAAAGACUACUUCAUAAAUGUAGUCCUUUUAUUUGCCAAUCUUCCCAUUCCCUCAGUUCUUUGACCUUCCCACAAGACACAGCUAACAGCGCAACGCUCUGCAGACAUGUGACACCUGACCUAACUUUGGGAUGCAUGUGGCAAUGGUAUGAGAAACAUGGGAGCUAUGGGCUAGAGAUAAGAGCUCUGGAUUGCACUUCAAGGAGACUGGGUGGCAGUCAUGUUCCAUUCCGUGCAUAUUUUGUUCCUUCUUUAUCUGCAGUGCAGCUAUUUAAAGACCACAAAGUUCAAUAUAUGCCUAGCAGAGACAAUUUUGGUGAUUGUAACAUUUCAGAGGCUUGUGAAAUCAGGGACAUGCCUGUACACUCAUCUGCUUGUCAACAUCCAAAUUUUUCUGUAGGCUUUCCUCAGCCUCAGGAUCGGGAUGCAAACAUUCCAAUUCCCAAAAGUCAAAUGCAUUGUUCUGAACUAUCUUCAUCUGCUACAGAUAAUGGGUCUGGUCCAGCUAUCAACUCAUCAUAUUAUGGUGACUUAGAGCUUCUUUUUGAAUAUUUUGAAUGUGAACAACCUCAGCAAAGGCAGCCUCUAUAUGAGAAGAUAGAAGAGCUGGUAAGGGGUUCUGUAUCCUCGCAGUCCAGGAUGUAUGGGGAUCCUACUAUACUGGAUUCAGUAAACUUGCAAGAUCUUCACCCUAGAUCCUGGUUCUCUGUGGCAUGGUAUCCUAUAUACCGCAUACCAUAUGGCAACUUCCGUGCAGCUUUUUUGACUUACCAUUCACUUGGACAUUUGGUUCAGAGAAGUAUAAAGAAUGAUUCACCUACUUUAGACUCUUGCAUAGUUUCUCCAGUUGUGGGUCUUCAAAGUUACAAUGCCCAGGGUGAAUGCUGGUUCCAGCUGAGUCAGUCUGCACAAGCAGCAGAAAUGCUGGGCUUAAACCCUUCUAUACUUCUUAAAGAGCGAUUACGUACUCUGGAAGAAACUGCAUCUCUCAUGUCAAGAUCUAUUGUCAACAAGGGCAAUUCAAUCUGCACAAGUGUACAUCCUGACUAUGAAUUUUUCCUCUCUAGGCGGCGCUAGUGAGAUCUCGUAGUUUUUCCCCAUCAUAGUUGAUCGAGUAGUCUCUGUAGAUGCGAAUAAUUUUGGCUGCCUUCAAAUAGGAUCUGAUCUCAGGUAGGAACUAGAAGUGGCCAAUUGAGUUGCAUCCAAGGCUGAAUAAUCCAUUUGUACAUAACAUAGUUUUCCCUUAUUGCUCUUAUUUUAUCCGAUACUGAUCUAGUUCUUCCUUCUCUUGUAGUGCUGAUGUUGAUAGAAACUACCAGUUUUACUGGAAAUUUUUCUAUAAUAAAUCAGUUCAUAGUUCCUUAUUA